This is a messenger RNA of Ochotona princeps (American pika), 1876 nucleotides long. RefSeq names its product neuropilin and tolloid like 1 (gene NETO1). Lineage: Eukaryota; Metazoa; Chordata; Mammalia; Lagomorpha; Ochotonidae. Gene Ontology annotation, molecular function: protein binding. The record is from RefSeq and is a predicted model, not a curated record. Bases 262 to 1863 code for a protein of 533 amino acids. The transcript is spliced from 10 exons.
GCGAGGCUGCUGGCUUCGCGGCGGUGAGCGAGGAGCGAGCGCGGCGAGCGCGAGCCCGGGCGCAGGGCCACUCCUUCGGGUCUGGCUGCCCUGUGGGCUCGGCUCUCCUUCUUCCCCUCCCUCUCUCUCUGCCCCUUUGAUUUUCUUCUCGAUUUGCGUCUUCACCAUCUUCGGACUUCAUCCUCUGGCCGCACCACUGCGAGUACCCCCGUCUCUAAAUGGAAGUAGUGGAGCUCGGAGCCUCUGGUGUAAGGCACAGACAUGAUCCAUGGACGCAGUUUGUUUCCCAUUGUAGCAAGUUUAAUCAUCCUCCAUUUGUCUGGGGCAACCAAGAAAGGAACAGAAAAGCAAACCACUUCAGAAACACAGAAGUCGGUACAGUGUGGAACUUGGACCAAACAUGCAGAUGGAGGUAUCUUUACCUCCCCCAAUUACCCUAGCAAGUACCCCCCAGACCGCGAGUGCAUCUACAUCAUAGAAGCUUCUCCAAGACAGUGCAUUGAACUUUACUUUGAUGAGAAAUACUCUAUUGAGCCGUCUUGGGAGUGCAAAUUUGAUCAUAUUGAAGUUCGAGAUGGACCGUUUGGCUUUUCUCCGAUAAUUGGACGUUUCUGUGGACAACAAAAUCCACCUGUAAUAAAAUCCAGUGGACGAUUUCUAUGGAUUAAAUUUUUUGCGGAUGGAGAGCUGGAAUCUAUGGGAUUUUCAGCUCGAUACAAUUUCACACCUGAUCCUGACUUUAAGGACCUUGGGGUUUUGAAACCAUUACCAGCCUGUGAGUUUGAGAUGGGCGGCUCGGAAGGAAUUGUGGAGUCCAUGCAAAUUCUGAAGGAAGGCAAAGCUUCUGCCAGCGAGGCUGUGGACUGCAAGUGGUACAUCCGGGCACCUCCACGCUCCAAGAUUUACUUGCGAUUCCUGGACUAUGAGAUGCAGAAUUCGAAUGAGUGCAAGCGGAAUUUCGUGGCGGUCUAUGAUGGGAGUAGCUCUGUGGAGGACUUGAAAGCUAAAUUCUGCAGCACUGUGGCCAACGACGUUAUGCUGCGCACGGGCCUCGGGGUCGUCCGCAUGUGGGCAGACGAGGGCAGUCGGAACAGCCGCUUUCAGAUGCUCUUCACAUCCUUUCAAGAACCUCCUUGUGAAGGCAAUACAUUCUUCUGCCAUAGUAACAUGUGCAUUAACAACACCUUGGUCUGCAACGGACUCCAGAACUGUGUUUACCCUUGGGACGAAAACCAUUGUAAAGAGAAGCGGAAGCCCAGCCUGCUGGAUCAGCUGACCAACACCAGCGGGACAGUGAUAGGAGUGACUUCCUGCGUCGUCAUCAUCCUCAUCAUAGUCUCAGUCAUCGUCCAGAUCAAACAGCCUCGUAAAAAGUAUGUUCAGAGGAAGCCGGACUUGGACCAGACCGUGUUCCAGGAGGUGUUCGAGCCGCCCCAUUACGAACUGUGCACGCUCAGAGGAACAGGAGCCACCGCUGACUUUGCUGAUGUGGCGGAAGACUUUGACAGCUUCCAUAAACUGCGGAGGUCAUCUUCCAAAUGCAUUCACGACCAUCACUGUGGAUCCCAACUGUCCAGCACUAAAGGCAGCCGCAGUAACCUCAGCACAAGAGAUGCUUCCGUCCUGACAGAAAUGCCCCCGCAACCCAUCAAACCCCUCAUCCCGCCCGUGAGCAGAAGGAACAUCCUGGUCAUGAAACACAACUACUCCCAGGACGCUGCGGAUGCGUGCGACAUCGACGAAAUCGAGGAGGUGCCCACCACCAGCCACAGGCUGUCCCGGCACGACAAAGCUGUCCAGCGGUUCUGCCUCAUUGGGUCUCUAAGCAAACAUGAAUCUGAAUACAACACAACUAGGGUCUAAGAGAGAAUUCAAG